Molecule: messenger RNA, 1430 nt
Organism: Plectropomus leopardus (leopard coralgrouper)
Lineage: Eukaryota; Metazoa; Chordata; Actinopteri; Perciformes; Serranidae
Gene: cope
Product: COPI coat complex subunit epsilon
Biological process (GO): endoplasmic reticulum to Golgi vesicle-mediated transport; retrograde vesicle-mediated transport, Golgi to endoplasmic reticulum; intra-Golgi vesicle-mediated transport
Cellular component (GO): COPI vesicle coat
Molecular function (GO): structural molecule activity; protein binding
Source: RefSeq, a predicted model, not a curated record
CAGUAGUCAAACAUGGCGGCGCAGCAGAGUGAUGUUGAUGAGCUCUUCGAUGUGAAAAAUGCCUAUUAUAUCGGCAGUUAUCAACAAUGUAUCAACGAGGCUCAGAAGGUGAAGCCGUCAGCACCAGAGAAGGAGAUCGAAAGGGACAUGUUUUUGUACAGAGCAUACAUUGCCCAGAGGAAGUAUGCUGUUGUCCUGGAUGACAUCAAAGGCAACUCUCCACCAGAGCUUCAGGCUGUCAAGAUGUUUGCUGAAUAUCUGUCCAGUGAAAGCAAAAGGGAUGCUAUUGUUGCUGAUUUAGACAAAAAGAUGUCGAAGAGUGUGGAUGCUGCCAACACCACCUUCCUCCUCAUGGCUGCCUCCAUCUACUACCAUGAGAUGAACACCGAUGCCGCUCUCAGGACUCUACACCAAGGAGAAAGCCUGGAGUGCAUGGCCAUGACCAUUCAGGUGUUGCUGAGUCUGGAUCGUGUUGACCUGGCGAGAAAAGAGCUAAAGAAGAUGCAGGAGCAGGACGAGGAUGCUACUUUAACCCAGCUGGCCACAGCCUGGGUUAAUAUUGCUGUGGGUGGAGAGAAGCUGCAGGAUGCCUACUACAUUUUCCAGGAGAUGUCGGACAAGUACUCAUCUACACUGCUGCUUCUGAACGGGCAGGCGGCCUGUUACAUGGCUCAGAACAAGUGGGAGGAGGCUGAGGGGGUGCUGCAGGAGGCGCUUGACAAGGACAGCAGCCACCCUGAGACGUUGAUCAACCUCAUAGUGCUGACUCAGCACCUGGGCAAAGCUCCUGAGGUAACAAAUCGGUACCUCUCUCAGCUGAAGGAUGCACACAGAGCCCACCCAUUCCUCAAAGACUACUUGGCCAAGGAGAACGAGUUUGACAGACUAGUGAUGCAGUACGCUCCCACUGCUACGGCAUAAAACAUCUGCUUUUACUGAGACUCCUCAACAGUAGGACUUCAGUAAAACACCAGAAAAGAUCGCCUCUUUCUAACUUGCAUACAUGUAUUUGUUAUGAUAUUUUUACUUGUCAGAAAAAAAUGUCACAUAGGGUUGCAACAGUAUACCUGUUUCAAGGUAUACCGAGGUAUGAAAGGUGGCUCCAGGGUUGGAAAUUAACUUUUUUGUCCACCUGCCACAGUGGCCGGUGGAUUCCAAAAUCUACCAGCCGCACAAUAUAUUACCAUUGUUUUUGUGGUUGGUGGUGAAUGAAGUAAUUCUUGCAGCCACUUCCAUAUUUUACCAGCGUUUGGCUGGUGGCUGAUGCUAAUUUCCAACCUGUUGUCAUAUAUGUACAUUUACUCAUCUGUGGUAUUGAAAAAAAUGCAUCCAUAUGAAGAAUUUCAUCUUGGCAUGUGCAUCUCCUUUCCUUCUACACUGAUGUUAUACACAGAUUCAAUUAUAAUAAAGUGUUUGUCCAAUUAAAAAAA